Messenger RNA from Corticium candelabrum, 791 nucleotides. RefSeq lists its product as uncharacterized. The coding region runs from base 109 to 564 and encodes 151 amino acids. The transcript has a single exon. NCBI's taxonomy places the organism in Eukaryota, Metazoa, Porifera, Homoscleromorpha, Homosclerophorida, Plakinidae. The record is from RefSeq and is a predicted model, not a curated record.
GUCAAAAGGUCCAUUUGCAGCUGUUGAUUUGGUUGCUUCUCGGUCAAUGUCACUUAUCAUUUUGUCUCACAAAAUUGAGUUUAUUCCUGAGCAGUUGCAUUUAGGCUGAUGAUGUGUUGCAUUGAGAAAUAUCCUGAUGAACCAAUGUUGACACGUAAUAAGUGUGUAUAUCGAGUUGAGAAAGAUGUCAAGUUGGAAGUGAUUUAUCACUUGAAGAAAUAUAUCAUUGUCACUAUUGACACACAACGGCCACUUCAUGAAAUUGCAUCUCUGUGUACAGACAUCCGUCUGUUUAUCACUAAAAAGCUGCAUGAAGUGAAGACACCAGGGUUGUCUCGUUUUCAGUUUUCAUUGAAUAUUCAACAUCCCGGACCAGCCAUUCCUGUUGAUGUGAACAAGUUGGUAUGUAUAAACAAGUAUAUACCAAGUGAGGACACAACAUUGAGAAGAAACAAAAGCAGGGUCGAUGUCAAUCUGGAUCACAAUGAGAGAGCUGCAUUAGACUGUUGGUUUUAUGAAGAGAAAGAUGAUGUAAGCUUACCAGGAAAGACACAACAACAGUGACUGACAUUACGAACCAUGCACCAGCAAAUGUACAGCCAGUGAUAUUGUGAAAGUUGCUAAGAAAAUUUGUCAUUGUUGGCAAGAACUUGUGUUGAAUUUGUCAGCUUUCAUAGACAAGACAGAGAUGAUUGAAAAUGAUAUCAGAGAUAAUUGCAACAGACAAGCUGUAAAGGCUUUGCAUAUGUGGACUAAUGAAUUUGGUGACGAAGCCAACCAGGCAGCAAUGA